Acanthoscelides obtectus is the source of this 6183-nucleotide messenger RNA. NCBI's taxonomy places the organism in Eukaryota, Metazoa, Arthropoda, Insecta, Coleoptera, Chrysomelidae. The record is from the annotation of a GenBank genome assembly.
GUUGGUGGAAUGAUUGACAUAUGACAAGCUUGUUAAAAAUCUGAAAACAUGCAUACUAAUCAAAAAUCGAUUUUUAUCUUUUUGAGUAAGUGCUAAGGGAUAGUUUUUGUAUUUUCUUAGAUCUUUAAUGAGCAACAGUGUGUAUUUUCAUAUCGUAAAUUCAAAAAACCAAACCGCUCAUAAACAGUUGUUUUAUAGAUGCGUUUAUAUUGAUUUAUUUGGAACAACCCUACCGGGCAUGAGUUUGAUAAAAGCAUGCUGUAGGAAACAUCUAAUUUUACCAAAAUCAGUUUUCUAAUAAGUUUUAUAAAACACAUUGACUUGUCGUUCAGCAAAUGUAAUAUGGAGGCUGAUAAUUCAGACAACGCUGACCAGAAGCACAAUGGUCCCAAAGCAGAUCAAGAGAAAAACGAAGAUAAAUCGUCAAUGAAAAUUUCUAGUUCUGAUUGGAAUAUAUUGAAGCUAAGCUCUCCAAAGGGCAAAGAGAAGGGAACCAAUCAAGAAGCAACUGACGAUGAUGACAUUCCUGGAGACUUUUUUGAUGACUUCCUCAAAGACGAUUUUAUGGCUGGACUCGACGUAGUAGAUGAGGAUGAAGAAGUAGAUGAAACAACUGCAGCUGAGGAAAUUGAUAAAGAUACAGAAGCUCAAAAGUCUGUUAAAUCAAGGCCAGGUGUAAAAGCAAGGAUAGCAAAGAGACCGACCAAUGAAAGAGUGCAAAAUCUUGCAAAUAAAGAUAAAGCCUCUGUGAGCAAAAACAACCAAGGAAAAGAGUCAAAGUCACAAGUCCGAACAUCUGAUCAUAAAAGUUCUGUGUCAUCCUGUAAGAAGGUGGAAACUGAAGAUAAGAAAAGUAAAAAGGCAGGGUCUGACGAUAAAAAAAGUAGAAAGACAGAGACUGAAGAUAAGAAAAAAGAUGAAUCCUAUGUGUCUGAUUCACGUAGGGACCCAAAGAAAACAAAACGUGAUAUUGAACGUGAUAAGGAGCGCUGUGAGAAAGAUAAGGAAAAGAAACUUAUCACAGAGAAACUGUCAUUAGUGGAAACUGGAUUAGUCCCACCAGGUAUGGAAAUGGAAAUAGAUGUAGAUGAAAUUAAGAGACAAAGAAACGAAAUUGAGCAGAUGAAAGAGGAGUUAGAUAAACUUCAAAGACCUAAAAGCAGAUCACCAAGAAGAAGGUCUCCUCGAAGAAGGUCUUCCAGUCGUGGGAGAAAUUCACCAAAAAGGAAAAGGUCAACUGAAAGACGGAGUCCUAGAAGAUCCCCUAAAAGAAGCCCUCGUAGGAAACGUAGUCCAGCACAGGAAAUGAAUUCCCCAAUGAGAAGGGCACUUAUCAAUGAAAUUGCUAGAGCAGAACAGAUAAGUCUCAGUCCCAUACGAGAAAAGAGGGAUGACAGAAGAAGCAGUCCAAGAAGAGGUAGUUCGCGCGAUAGGAGAAGUCCUUUAAGAAAAACGAGCCCAAGGGGCAGGGGAAGUCCAUUUUACAGACGAAGUAGUAGGAGCUCCAGCCCGCCAUACCGUGGCGGGAGGCGGUACUCCCCUGUACGUAGGCGGUCUCCGUCCCGCGAACGAGACAGGCGCAGACGCAGGAGCAGAACGCGCAGCCCUAAGCGGCCUAGGAAGGAGAAGUCUUUCUUGCAGGAGAUCGUCGAGAAGCUGAAUGAGACUGGUAGACCACAGAUGCCCAUGCAGGUGCAGGGACCUCCCCACGGCGGGCCGAUGUACCCGCCAAUGGGACCCCAGGCAUUAAUAGCGCCGCAGCCUAUGCCACACCUACAGGUCUUGCCAGCCCCACAGCAGGUGCCUCACCCUAUGCAGCCAGCUCCCAUGAUGCAGGCAUUCAUGCCUUCGGGUCCCGUGAUCGCCCCCGGUCCCGUACCCUCCCCCGUUCCUCCCCCGGCCUCUGUCGGACCGACAUUCCUACCCCAACCUAUGCAAAAGUACGACCAGAACUUUUUUAUUGGGGAUGCAUCGCUUCAGAUGCCCAUAAUGCCCCAGAUAUCUCCCAAUUCGGGCAGCAAGCAAUCUCUUUCAGGCUCUGGCAAGAAUCACAAGAAUGCGGGCGCUGCUAAGGUGGCGCUGGACUCCAAGGACGAAGUAUCUAAGCUAUUCCAAGAUAAGAAGAUUAGUUUGUCGCAGUUUUUGGCCAUAUCAGCGAAACCAGAAGGUUUGAUACAUCUUGUUUUUGUUAUAGAUUGUUAAAAUUUGAUAAACCUACAGUUUUACUUACACAUAAUUUUGAAUGAGUUUUCAGGCUUGAGUUUCAGGACAUUUAUUACCGAAGUGAAAAAUUUUACCACAGAAUCGUGUAUAUCAAAUUACUGAGUUUGUCUUUCUGUCCAGCUUCUUCGUCGAAUCCUGACGAAUUACGGGAAAAAAUAAAAGGUAGGUUGACAUUUAUUUCAUAUAUUUUUAUAUUAUGGUGACUGAUAAGUGAAAAUAAAAGUGACUAAACAUAAUGAAUUUUUAUCUUUUGAUAGCAUAAAUAUACAAAAUCAAAGCAACCCUGGUGUUUAAUAAUAUCAUACUGUCAUGCAACCUCUGAUUUAUAAAUAUAGAUCUGUGGAACCCUAUGUAGCAUGUCUUAAAGCUACAGACAUUGUCUAGAAUAUUGAUUAUAUUUUGGACUUUGUUAUGCGAUAGAAAGCAAGUGGUGAUGAGCAGCAUAAUUUUAAGAAGUGAGCAAUUUAGAGACACAGUAAUUGCUUUGACGCAAUUAUUCCAUAAUAUUCAUAGCAUAAAGCAAAUGUUUAUUUUGCAUUGUUUAAUGCAUUAGACAACGUCCUAUUUUUCAUGAAUUAUUUCCGGUCUAUCGUAUUACCUAUUGUUGCAGAUCCUGGAUACAUACAAGGUCUGUCGCAAACUAUACAGGACAUUCGAAAGUUAUCCGUUGGAUAGGUACAUCUUUCAUUGAUGUCCUGUCCAAAUUUCAUGACAAUCAAACCACUUCUCGCGGAGUUAUCGCGCUCAGUGACAGUACCUUUUUAGCAUCGGUCGAAAAAUGAGCAUCGAAUAAAUGUUGAUGCAAGUGUAUGAUGAUGAUUGUUUAUCUCUGGCCGUGUCCACGAGUGGUUUACACGGUUCAUAGAGGGUCGUGAGUCGCUGGAAGACGACGAACAUGUUGCCCAGCCAAAAUGUGUGAUUAGGCCGGAAACAGUCGAAAAAGUGCGUGAAUUUAUCAGAAAUGAUCCAAAAUCUUCAUUGAGAUACAUAGAAAUGGAAUUAAAUAUCUCUAAAGAUGCCAAAAAAAUACGAAAACUUUCUGUAAAACGUUGUGACUGGUGACUAAACGUUGCGUUUUCAAUACGAUCCCGAGACCAAGCGUCAAAGUGCCGAAUGGAAGCACCAACGCGAGCCAGAUAAGAAAAAGAGCGGUUUGGAAAACUCCAAAGUUGAGACCAUGUUGAUUUGUUUCUACGAUUCGAAGGGAAUUAUUCACAAAGAAUUCAUUCCACCGGGCCAAACGGUUAAUGCUGUGUUUUGUCUCGGUGUUGACAAGCGUUUGCUGUCGCGUAUUCGUCGUGUGCGGCCAUUAUAUCGCGAAGAAUGAAGCUGGCGCGUGUUGCAGGAUAAAGCAACUUCUCAUCGAUCGACGCUUGUGUCCGAUUUUUGACAAAAAAUGGCAUUUUAACAAUCAACCACUCCCCAUAUUCUCCUGAUGUGGCACCGUGUGACUAUUUUCUGUUCGGUAAACUACAUUUGACCUUGAAGGGACGUAGAGGCCAUCCAAAAGGCGUCAACGACCAUUGUGAAGGGCAUCCCGGUCAAUGAGCUAAAAUCUUGGUUCGUGCAAAUCGCUGUAUUAACUCUGGAGGAGACUAUUUUGAAUAAAAUAAAUUCGAUUUUCCGAAACAAAAAAAUGUUUGUUCAUUUUUUUUUCUUUGUCCUGUUUACUUUGCGACAGACCGUGUAUAUUGAAAUAAACAUAUCAUUUUACAAUAUAAUAAUUAUAUGAAAGACCAUAACUUACAGUCUUCUAGAAUACGUCUUUAUUUCUCCUUCAGUGAUUCAUGCCUCUAGACAACUUAACCCUCUAUCGUUUUAUAACAAUUUUCCAAUUCCAAGAUAGCAAAGAUUUUCACGUGCUUGGUAUUCUCAUAGCGAUGUAUCAAAAUCUUAACUCUGUAUAUAAACCAUGUACCUUCAAGAUUCAAAAAUCGUUAGAAACAUCUAAAGACUGGGAAGGCAGACCAUCUUGAGAUGUUAAAGGCGAAACACGAAAUACAGUGACGUUUAUGUAGAUUGUAUAUUUUGUUUUAUAUCAUAAAAUAGUGAGUUGAAAGAAAUAAACUUGUCAGAACAAAAAUGUGUGACGUACCCUCCUAAUGGAUUCUAGUCAUAACCCGAUGCCAGGAAGCCAUCAAAUUCCUCAACAAGGCCGAAAAGAAAUUCUCUGGGAGACUGUACGUACACAAGACCCAACCACCAAGCUUAGCCAAGACUAUAUCGCCCUUGAAAAGGAUAGCCCAGGUGAAGAUACCGUUCACGGAGCUGCCAUCCAAAGCCGAAAACGUCAGCGCGUUCUCAGGUCGCAUAGAGAGACUGAUACAACAUCUUGGACUGCAGAGCGAAGUCAUAGAAAUAGAGGAUAAGGAGGAUAAGAAGACGUCUCUUCCUGCACCGCCUCCUCCUUCAAUAUCUGCCUCAACAGUCCAAUCAAGACCAGGUGUAGUCGGCUGUCCAGACUGUGCUCAACGUAAAAAGAUACUGUACAGAUCCACUGGCACGCAGUACAGCGAUGAUCAUAUGUCAUACUCUAUUAGUACUCAAGUUUCAGAGGAUGAUCUUCGUACUAAUAGGAUCCCAAAGAACCAAUCUUUGGCGUCUUUAACUCCUGCUCAAUUGCUGGCUAAGUCUCAGUUUGGGGGUAGUAGCAAAAUGGACAAAGAUGAGUUUGAUAUUUUUCCUCAAAAGCAUGAUGGGUACUUGCGAGGGCCAGGGUCUGGUGGAAGGAGUAGAGAAGGCUACGGAGGCGGUGUUGGUAGGAAUAACUUCGAGUCAGAUUAUAGAUAUAGGUUUUAGAUUAGAACACCUGUCAGAAGUGUUGAAGUUAACAGAAGCUUUGCUUGAAAUAUAAAUUGAAUAAUGCAUUCGCCAUCAUUAAACUUAAUGAUACAUCAACAUUGAUUGUAUGGUCUUUAAAAGCGUAAGGUCUCGCUAGUGACUUCCUGGGUGUAAGAUUUCGGUGUUUUUUUUUUCAGUAAAACGCAUUUCGAGCGUCGCUAAAGCAGGACUCUCAUCGAAAGCAGGAUAAUUCAGUUUUCAUUGUUUUUUAUCUCUAUUCCCAAUGGCUUCAACUUUGCCCCAUUUGUCUAUACUUCUUAAUCUACAUUCAUAAUUAUUUGCAUAUAGUCGAAAUCACGAAAGAUGACGAUUACGUCAUCAUUUUAGUCUGUAGCAAAGACUAACGACAGCGAUUUGUAGGAAUAUUUUUAAUGAAGUUUCAGAUGUAUUAGACAGAGACAAACAAUUGUAUUGUCUAAACAAACUGUAUUGCUAAUUUGCAUGUAUUCGACAAAGAUAGGCGAUGUUUUCAUGUUGCGUGAUCGAUCAUAUUUGAAAGAUGAAUAGUUAGGUUAUGUUAAAGCAGGUUAGGUUGUUUUCGAAUAAGACUGGUCUUUGGUGUUCCUGUCUUAAAGUAUUCUCCUCAUAACAGUUUUUUUCAAAACAAAAACACCCCACUAAAAUUAUUAUUAAGGUUAUCACUCAAAACCACGAAAUAAAAUAAAAAUAAAAAUAAUCAGUGCAAUAACCUAACUUCGCAAAAUCAUAAUAUAAAUUUGUUGUCAUUAUGUUCCUGACAUCGUGAUAUAUCAUCGGCGAACGUCCACUGAUUACUUCGGUACAAUUUAUGAUAUGACGUAAUAGUCAUCUUUUGUGAUUUUGACAAUAUCAUAUACGUUACUAGAGUAACGAAUUUCUGAGUGAAGCUUCUGUUAAUCUCAUAAUAGUUUCUAUAUAGAAUUAUGGAAAGUGAAAUAUUAUUGAAAUGACAUGGUCUUAUUAAGUUUUUAUGUCGACAUUAGAUUUAUUUCAAAUUAUUUUGUGGCUUAAAUGUAGUUUAGUUUUAUAUUGCAAUAAUUUUACGAACAUACAUGUAGUUAAUGUCUACUGAUGUGUAGAUACUGUGAAUAAAAACACGUUGCAGCAUAUAUUUUCUUCCAUAUCAACCCUAUGAAAUAC